Messenger RNA from Tetrahymena thermophila SB210, 4128 nucleotides. RefSeq names its product transmembrane protein, putative. NCBI's taxonomy places the organism in Eukaryota, Ciliophora, Oligohymenophorea, Hymenostomatida, Tetrahymenidae. The transcript has a single exon. The record is from RefSeq and is a predicted model, not a curated record.
AUGAGAAGAGUAAAGAAAAAUAUCCAUUUUUUACUUUUACUAUUGCUAAUAGCUUGUUUUGUAAAAUCUUAAACAGUAAACAAGUAGAAACUUCUUCGCUUGCAAUCGAAUGAAACAUAUGUUUAGAGCUUCUCAGAAUUUAUUAAUGAACCAGCAAUAUAAUUUAGUGUUAAUCCUUCUGAUUCAUAUAAGAUCGUCUAGCCCUAUGUACCACUCAUUACUUACUAAGAUUCACCUCCUUUGUUGGAAAUUCUUGCAACUUUUAAUUAUGGUCCUUCAACAAAAUUCAACAUAGAAAUACAGUAGCAGACUACUUCUUAACAAACAAUAUAGCUUUUUUUGGUUUAUCAAUAAUUAAGCAUCGAUCCUUCAUGCUCUUGUGUUAAGUAAAUUACAUUUACCCCUUUUCUAAUUGAUGAAGUUUCUUCGAUACCUUAGUAAUUGUAUGGUAGCUUCUUUUCAUAUAACUAAGGAUUCAUAUCUUAUUAAUUAGGAACAAAUAUUGUCAAGUCUUUUAGAUUCCUUAUAAAUAGCUAGAGUUCAGCACAAAUAAUUCCUCUUACUGGUGUUUAACUAUAUCAGCAUGUUGCAAUUUUAGGUUCAAAUAACUCAAUUUAUAUCAUUCAGUAUAUAGAAAAUACUGAAUAUUGGUUGAUUAAAUUUGAUUCAUAGUUCAAUUCACAAAUCUUAUAGAAGAUUGGUGAAAAUUGUAAUUCUUCUUUCUCGUUGAUUGACACUGGAAGGUACUUUUUUAACUAUUGUCGUAAUUUAGGUGAGAAUUAAAUAAAAACUGCAUCUGUUGAUUUUUCAUCUGAAAAACUUAUUUUGGACGCAUUUCCUUUGACUUCAAAUGAAUUUGGUAUACCUUUAAUUAAAAGAGUUGGAAAUAAUAUUCUCAUAGGAAUAAUGAGCUCUAAUAGUUUUUCUGUUCACGAAAUAAAUUCAAACGAUGGUGUUAUUAAUGAACCAUUUAGUUACUCUUCAUAUUCAAUUAUCAAUCAGUUUUUACCAAGAGUUGAUUUUGUAUCUUCUAAACUUAUGGUUGCAUAUUCCAAAAUAAAUAAUUCCAUAUAAUUAUUUGAUAUAAAAAAAUAAGUAGCAGUUUAUCAAAUCUAAGUUAGUAUGAGUGGAUUUGUUGUUAAAUUCGUUGAAAGUUUAGGAAAUUAGAUAAUAUUAUAUAUUUAUGAUUCUAAUGAUAAGUACUUUACAACUAUUGUAGCUGAAGUAAAUAUGCCUUCCCUUUUAAUUCAAACAACUUCUUCUACCACAUAACCUAUUUAACUAUCCAUCUAGACAGUUUCUUCUACUACUUAUAAGAUAUCAAUAAAUGUGUAAAUUGUUUAACAGAAUACAGUCCUUUUCGCUUAAAGUGAAGCCAUUUUGGAGAACACUUUCUCAAAUAUUAAACAAGAAAACUAAUUUACUAUCCCUAUUGAGGAUUACAUCAUAGGAGCUGAUUUAGCCUUAAAAGUAUAAAUAAAUUAAUAAGCUCAGGGCAUAAUCUAAAAUGCUAAUUUAAUGAAAUAAUUUAGCAUGAAAGGACCUAGCUAAAUGAUAAUUGAUGAAAGCUGCACAUCGCACUAAACAGAUGGGUUUUUUUCAUCUAUUUUCGUUUGUCCUACAAGUAUAUCAUAAUAAGCCUAUUACUUAUACGCAAUCUAUCCAUUUUAUAUGGGAAGCAUAGGUUAAUCUAGUGCUAACUUUCUUGUUUAUAGAAGCGAAAUAGAAUUUUAAUACCCCUUGAAUUAAAUUGAUAAUUAAGGCUCUUUCACUUUGAAAAUAACCCCAUAAUCACCUUCAUUUUAUGUUUAUGUCCCAUUUAUUCGUGAUACAGUAGGAGGAUAAUUAUAAUUUAACAAUCUACCUGUAAAUUGCUCAGAAAAUAAUUUCUUGUUUGCAUCUGAUCCUGCUUAUAGUGUUUUGUUUACUUUUUGUGGUUAAAAUAUUGUUCAAUAAUUUUAUAGACCUUAUAAAACUAAUGGAAUUGCGUAAAUAGUAAGCACUACAGUUAUAAGCUCGAAUUCUUAAUAGAUAACUAAUCUAAUUUGUAUCUAAGGAUUACUAUUUAUGUAUAAUAGUACAAUAAUACAAGCUUAUGAUUACAUAAACUUUGGAUUUAUUGGCUAUAUCAAUGUCCCAACUUUAGUUUAGGGUACAAUUUAAUAACUGACUUUGUUUAAGAACUCCUUUUUGAUAACUGUUAUUUCCAAUCCUCUCACUACAAUUGCUUAAUAUUCAUAUAAUGGCUUUAAGACUAACACUCCAACCUUUAUGAGAAAUUUGUAAAUCGAUAGUGAUCAUCCUGUGAGCAGUUAAGGAAUAAUCAUACCUAAGAGACAGACAGAAAAUGAAUUCGCUUAUGUUUUAUCAACAAAAACAGAUAUUUAUUAUAUGUAUAGGAUAAAUAGUAAGUAAUGGUCUAAUUAACUCUACACGACUUUAACAUUUAAUCCUAGCUAAGCAGUAGUAGCUUCUAAUCUAUUAUAUGUUAUGAACCCAGAGUCUUAUACAGGUAUACUUCCAGAAGCAAGUAUUUUAUGUUAAAUAGGAUUAAAUGAAACUGAAUUUACUUCAACCUUAUCUCAUAUCGCCUAAAUUUAAAUUUCAUUAAUGGAUUCAAGUAAAUAAAGUAAGAGUUAAUUAAAGCUACUCAAAGAGUAAUAAAUAAAAAGAAUUACUCAGAACUCAGGUUAAAAGUUGUUGUAAGAAACCAGUUCAUUAUUAAUUACUAAUGUAAUUAAUAGAGAUGCUAGCACAUAAUAUGGUGUUGUUAAUAACCAAGCAAGUACUUUGAAUUAAGUAAGAACUUAAAUACAAGACACCAAUUAUGUUAGUGGAUAAGUUUUCUAUUUUGAAGACUGGUAAACAUUCAAUGCAUGCUUAUUAGGUUGGUAAAGUGACUCAAUUUCUGAAGUAGUUUAGAGAAUGUCAAACACAAACAUGCCACAAUAGAAUUAGGCUUUUACAAUUUAAUAUAAAUACAAUGCUACUAUAGAGUAAAAUUAAAUUAAAAGCGUCUUCUUUACGAUCCAAGGGUAAUUUAAUGGAUGCGCUGUUUUAGAUGAUAAUGGAUCUUUUUAAAUCGACUAAUAAUAAAACUAUCAAUUCUAAUUAUACAUCGUUUGUAUAAAUUAAAUCAAGCAAUAUCAAAUAAAUUACUAAUAUAAUUAGACUUCUGGACUAAUAAUUAAUACCGGUGUUUCUGCCCCGAAUAUUUAUUAGCUUAAUUAGUAAAUACCUAUUCCCUAGAUUUAAAGAAUAAUUAGUGCUAAUAAUUAGUUAAAUCUGUAUUAUAAAGGAUAAGCUUAAAUUUCAUUGAUCACUUUAGAUAAUAUUAGUAAAUAAGCUAAUAUUAUAUAGUAAAAAUACUCAUACUAUUCUCAAAAUAGUAUUUACUUUUUAUUUUAAUUCAACCUUUAAGUAACAAUUUAUCCUACUGGUAUAAUCUAGUCCUAAGUGAGAUCAACAGAAAAUAUCGAUGUCUAUGAUUUAGCAACUCUUUUGUAGCAAUUUAAUUUUAUUUUACCAGAAAAAUAAUUUAUUUUAUCAAUCGAGCAGUACACAGACACUUAAUUUAGAAUCGCAAUUGAAAAUAAUUAUAUCUAUGAUGUAACUUUCUUAUUAAAUAGUAGUGGAUAAUUAGUAAUAAGUUAAGCUUAUUAGUACUACUACUAAGAUGCUUUUCCUAACUAUAUUUCAGGAUUUAAAGGUUCUAAAUAUACUUUAUUCUUUGGAUACUAUAGCGACACUCUGCAGAAAAUAGCUUUAUAUUCUAAUUCUAUUUAAUAACAAGGUAUAUUCCUCAUAUAAUCCACAAUUGAAUAAUCUUAAAAAAGUAUGUUAUACCCUUAAUGCAUCUGGGAAAUAAAUUCUAAUCUAAUUUAAGUUUAGUAUUCAAACGGCAUAUUAGAGCAAAUAAGCAUAUCUGAUAACCUAGGAAUAAAGAUAUUUUUUAACAAAUCUUCUGUAUUGAAUACUGUAUAAACGAAUAUAGCACCUAUUGGAUAAUAAGAUCCUAAUAAUCUUAUAACAUUUGCCUUUUAAGGAAGUUCAACAAAUAAUUCUUUUGGAAUUAUUUCGUUAUUUACAAUUAUAAAUUUAAUAAAUAUCAUCAUAUAUUUAUUUUGA